Messenger RNA from Bactrocera tryoni, 1353 nucleotides. Its product is annotated as circumsporozoite protein-like. Lineage: Eukaryota; Metazoa; Arthropoda; Insecta; Diptera; Tephritidae. Bases 1 to 1353 code for a protein of 450 amino acids. The record is from RefSeq and is a predicted model, not a curated record. The transcript has a single exon.
AUGGCGAAGCUAUCUACAUUCCUGUAUAUUGCCAUUUUGGCCAUGGCAUUUUUUGCUGUAGUUAACUGUACUGAAAACGAUCAAGACGAAAAUAAUGAUCAGGAUUCGAGUCAAAAUAAUAAAGAAGUGUCUGACCAACAGGACCAGGCCUCUGUUAACGUAACAGUUGACAAUAAACCCGCUGGUAAUAUAACAGGGCCCGUUAACGCAACAGAUGACAAUAAACCCGCCGGCCCCGUUAACGCAACAGCUGACGAUAAACCCGCUGGUAAUACAGCAGGCCCCGUUAACGUAACAGUUGUCAAUGCACCCGCUUGUAAUUCAACAGGCCCCGUUAACGCAACAGCUGACAAUAAACCCGCUGGCCCCGUUAACGUAACAGAUGACAAUAAACCCGCCGGCCCCGUUAACGCAACAGCUGACGAUAAACCCGCUGGUAAUACAGCAGGCCCCGUUAACGUAACAGUUGUCAAUGCACCCGCUUGUAAUUCAACAGGCCCCGUUAACGCAACAGCUGACAAUAAACCCGCUGGUAAUAUAACAGGGCCCGUUAACGCAACAGAUGACAAUAAACCCGCCGGCCCCGUUAACGCAACAGCUGACAAUAAACCCGCUGGUAAUAUAACAGGACCCGUUAACGCAACAGUUGACCCAUCAGCUAGUGAUGAAGUUGGCAAAGGAUGUGGACGUGGUAAUGGAAAAGGAGGACUUGUUUCACUUGUAUGGACUGCAUUGGGUAACGCGAAACCCGCUGGUAAUACAGCAGGCCCCGUUAACGCAACAGUUGACCCAUCAGCUAGUGAUGAAGUUGGCAAAGGAUGUGGACGUGGUAAUGGAAAAGGAGGACUUGUUUCACUUGUAUGGACUGCAUUGGGUAACGCGAAACCCGCUGGUAAUACAGCAGGCCCCGUUAACGCAACAAAUGACAAUAAACCCGCUGGCCCCGUUAACGCAACAGCUGACGAUAAACCCGCUGGUAAUACAGCAGGCCCCGUUAACGUAACAGUUGUCAAUGCACCCGCUUGUAAUUCAACAGGCCCCGUUAACGCAACAAAUGAAAAUAAACCCGCUGGCCCCGUUAACGCAACAGCUGACGAUAAACCCGCUGGUAAUACAGCAGGCCCCGUUAACGCAACAGUUGACUCAUCAGCUAGUGAAGAAGUUGGCAAAGGAUGUGGACGUGGUAAUGGAAAAGGAGGAUUUUUUUCAUUUGUAUGGACUGGAUUGGGUAAACCGAAGGAAGAAAUAAAAUGUGGCAAGCCUGGAAAGGGUAGAGGUAAAGGCAGGAACGAUGACGAAGAGAAAAAGGCAGAGAAACAUGGAGAGAAACGAAGAAGGGGUAUUUGGGCAUGA